GCUUCUACCUCUCUCUCUCUUUCUCUCAGCCGUCGCGACACUCUCUCUCUCUCUCUCUCUCUCUCUCUCUCUCUGAUGGCGGCGACUCAUCUUCACAUAUCCCCAAAUCCUAAAACCCCAACGCCGUCUCCCCAAAACCCUCCUCCUCCCUGGUUCUCUCCCGACACCGGAAUCUACACCAGCAAACACCCCUCCGUCCACCUCCCCGUCGACCCACAUCUCGACGCGGCCUCCGCCCUCUUCUCCCACAUACACACCAUCGACGAUCCUAAUUCCGCCGCCUUCGUCGAUUCCUUAACCGGAUUCUCGAUUUCUUACACCGAGCUCCAGACCAUGGUCGAAUCAAUUGCCGCCGCGAUUCAUCGCGACUUAGGCGUCCGACAAGGCGACGUCGUUUCGCUCGUCCUCCCUAACUCCCUCUACUUCCCGCUCCUUUUCCUCUCGCUGAUCUCCUUGGGGACCGUUGUCACAACCAUGAACCCUUCGAGUAGCUUGGGAGAGAUCAAGAAGCAAGUUAGCGAGUGUAACGUCGCGUUAGCGUUUACUUCUCGCGAAAGCGUCGCGAAGCUGGCUUCUUUAGGGGUUGUGGUGAUAAGGGUACCCGAAAGUUACGAUCUUGAUUCGGUUCGAGUCGAGAACCCGAAGUUUUACUCAAUCAUCAGAGGAGGUUUUGAUUUUGGGUCAGUAACAAAGCCUUUGGUUAAGCAAGACGACGUAGCUGCGAUUAUGUAUUCAUCUGGGACAACGGGAGCUAGUAAAGGAGUUAUGUUAACUCAUAGGAAUCUCAUUGCAUCGAUGGAGCUUUUUGUUAGAUUCGAAGCUUCUCAGUACGAGUAUCCAGGCUCGAGCAAUGUUUAUCUAGCGGCGUUACCUUUGUGUCAUAUCUAUGGUUUAUCACUCUUUGUGAUGGGGCUGUUGUCUGUUGGAUCGACCAUUGUUGUUAUGAGGAGGUUUGAUGUUUCUGAUGUUGUUGAUGUGAUCGAGAGGUUUAAGAUCACGCAUUUCCCUGUUGUCCCUCCGAUGUUGAUGGCGUUGACGAAGAAGGCGAAAGGAGUUUGCGGGGAAGCGUUUAGAAGCUUGAAGCAGGUUUCUUCUGGAGCAGCUCCUUUGAGCAGGAAGUUCAUUGAGGAUUUCGUUGGGACUCUUCCUCAUGUUGAUUUGAUUCAGGGAUAUGGAAUGACUGAAUCAACAGCAGUUGGCACACGAGGGUUCAACACGCAAAAGCUUAGGAAGUAUUCUUCGGUGGGACUACUUGCUCCUAAUAUGCAGGCUAGGGUAGUAGAUUGGAGCUCUGGCUCUUUCCUUCCACCAGGUAACCGAGGAGAGCUCUGGAUACAAGGUCCCGGUGUCAUGAAAGGAUACUUGAAUAACCCAGAAGCAACUGAGAUGACAAUUGUUGAAAAAAGUUGGCUACGGACUGGGGAUAUUGCUUAUUUUGAUGAAGAUGGUUACCUGUUUAUCGUUGACCGUAUGAAGGAGAUUAUUAAGUACAAAGGUUUUCAGAUAGCACCAGCAGAUUUGGAGGCUGUUCUUGUUUCACAUCCUUUGAUUAUAGAUGCUGCAGUAACAGCUGCCCCAAAUGAAGAGUGCGGAGAGAUUCCGGUAGCAUUCGUUGUGCGGAGACAAGAAACAACACUUUCAGAACAAGAUGUAAUAAACUAUGUAGCUGCUCAGGUUAGGGUUGCGCCGUACAGGAAGGUGAGGAAAGUGGUGAUGGUUAGCUCAAUACCAAAGUCUCCAACAGGGAAGAUAUUGAGAAAGGAACUAAAGAGAAUAUUGACAAACUGUGUUUCUUCAAGACUAUGAUUCUUUCAUAAUCUAAAAGUUUCAUCUUUUUGGGCAACACACAGAAAGAUCCACUUGUGUAGCCAUUCAAUUCGAUUCUUUAUUGGUUUUGUAACAUUCAAAAGAGACCAAGCAUAAAGAUGUGUGUUUGUAGUAUCUGAUUCUUCAUGAAUAAGAUUCAGCAGUA
Molecule: messenger RNA, 1972 nt
Organism: Brassica oleracea var. oleracea
Lineage: Eukaryota; Viridiplantae; Streptophyta; Magnoliopsida; Brassicales; Brassicaceae
Product: 4-coumarate--CoA ligase-like 6
Exons: 6
Coding region: 76-1806 (576 amino acids)
Biological process (GO): ubiquinone biosynthetic process
Cellular component (GO): peroxisome
Molecular function (GO): CoA-ligase activity
Source: RefSeq, a predicted model, not a curated record